Cheilinus undulatus (humphead wrasse) is the source of this 3866-nucleotide messenger RNA. Its product is annotated as myelin regulatory factor-like protein. Gene Ontology annotation, biological process: positive regulation of DNA-templated transcription; protein autoprocessing. The coding region runs from base 339 to 3161 and encodes 940 amino acids. The transcript is spliced from 25 exons. Gene Ontology annotation, cellular component: nucleus; endoplasmic reticulum membrane. The record is from RefSeq and is a predicted model, not a curated record. Gene Ontology annotation, molecular function: sequence-specific DNA binding; DNA-binding transcription factor activity. Lineage: Eukaryota; Metazoa; Chordata; Actinopteri; Labriformes; Labridae.
CUCUAAAGUUUCCUUCACUAGCAGUGAGUGAGGAGAGCCUUCAUUUAAUUUCUUUUUCUUGUUUUGUUUACUUUGACACAGAUUUUAUUGUGACGUUUUCUGAUAUUUUUCACUCAAACUUGAACACGCAGCUCCAGAGGAAGGAGAGGUGAAUCACUCUGAUUUUAAUCAAUUACACAAUCACCCAGAACCAGAGAAGAAGAAACCAGAGCGAAAGCGUGAACUCCUCAGCGAUGGGCAUGUGGUUCUCAGGAUGCUUCUCUGAGCACAACAACUGCACCAGCAGCUCCUCAUAAUCCUUCAUCAUUCUGAGGCUGCAGCGCCCCCUUCUGGGCAGUAUGGAGCCAGGGGCCGGCCGAUUGCCUCUCCAGGUGGUUGGAGAGAACGAGGCGCUGCAGCAAUUCUUCAGUGGUCAGGAUGUCAGUGGUGUCUUGGACAGUUCUGUCGCCGUGGAUACGAGCAUCCUGGAGCAAUACCUCAGCAAUGACAUGGACCCUAACAGCUUCAUGCUCCCAGACUCUCCGCCUGACUCGAGCUCAGAGGCCUGUUCCCCUGCUCAGAUACCAGACUUCAGUCAGGAGCAGCCGUACUGGUACAACCAGCAGACACCCCAGGAAGUUUUCCAGCCAGCACAACAUUGUGCUCCCUCAUCGUCCUGUCGCUUCAAGGAUCAAGACUCUACCCCAGCCCAACAUGAACUGCUGACCCACAAUCAGCUCCGCAGUCUGGGCCUGACUAACACAUACAUCAAACCUGGGACUUCUCCUGCCCCCUUACAUCAUCAUGUACACCAUUCACCUGAACACACACACUACCCCAGUCCUGAGAGCUGCUCUCAGGUCUACACCCCUCCCACGCCUCCUUCCCCACCAGUGCCUCACUUGAACAGAUAUGCAACUCCCUGCACUGGUCCGCGUCAAGUCCCACAUUUAGUUACGCACCCCUCAGCGUGCUCAGUUCCACUUGGAUCCACCUCCACACAGCACAACUGCUCGCCAGACAGUAAAAAAAGGAGGAGAUCUGAGUCUGAUGAAGCAUCGGCAGGGAUCGAGGGUUCCUGCGGUGAAGGUGACGGGACUCGAGGUUGCACAGUAGGUGGUGGACUGAGUUUGGGAUCCAAUCAGUUGCUGAGCUGGGAUCAGUACAGACCAGAGCAGUGGAGCACUUUGUACAAUGGCAGCUACCAGGCAGUGUCUCCCCCUGCCUAUCACGUUGACACAGAUAAAGGUUUCAUCUACUCUGCAGCAGAUGAAGCCUUUGUCUGCCAGAAGAAGAAUCACUUUCAGGUCACUGUUCACAUCGGUGUGGCUGCAGAACCGCAAUAUGUUAGAACGCCAAGUGGACCCCAGCAAGUAGACCACUUCCAGAUAAAAGUCUUUGGGAUCAAGUUGGAAUCUCCAAGCCACCAGGUGAUGAUAGAGCAGUCUCAGCCAGACCGCAGCAAGAAACCAUUUCAUCCUGUCAGAGUCAGUCUACCUGGAGGCAAAAUUACCAAGGUAACACUUGGCAGACUGCACUUCAGUGAGACGACAGCCAACAACAUGAGGAAGAAAGGCAAACCCAACCCUGACCAGAGGUAUUUUCAGAUGGUCGUUGGUCUUUAUGCUGCUGUGAACAGAGAGGAGACGUUCCUCCUCACAGCUCUGGUGUCGGAGAGAAUCAUCGUCAGGGCUUCUAACCCAGGUCAGUUUGAGAUGGACGGGGACUCCUUGUGGCAGCGUGGAAUGGUGCAGGACGCCGUGGUCUGCCAAGGUCGAGUCGGCAUCAACACUGACUCCCCAGACGAGGCGCUAGUUGUCUGUGGAAACGCCAAAGUGAUGGGCUCCAUUAUGCAGCCGUCAGACUGCCGCGCCAAACAAAACAUUCAAGAGGUCGACUCUGAGCAGCAGCUGAAGAGAAUCACUCAGAUGAGAAUCGUUGAGUUUGAUUAUAAACCAGAGUUUGCCUCCAGCAUGGGAAUAGACCACACCCACCAGACAGGUAUAAUAGCUCAGGAGGUGAAGGAGUUGCUGCCGUCAGCGGUGACGGAGGUCGGAGACAUCAGCUGUUCUGAUGGAGAGAAGAUUCACAACUUCCUCAUGGUCGACAAAGAGCAGAUCUUCAUGGAGAAUGUCGGGGCGGUGCAGCAGCUGUCGAAGCUCACAGACAACCUGGAGACUCGGAUUCAAGAGCUGGAGGGCUGGAACCGCCGACUGGCGAAGCUGAAGAGCCUGACGGGCAGCCUGCGCUCCAAUGGGAAGCCCAGGAAACCCAGCACUGUGUCAACCAGUCCGAUCCCUGAAACAUGUAAAAGUGGGAAAGGUCAAAAGGAGGGCCGGAGUCAUAAAUACCACCACUGUCUGCAGAAUAAAAUCUUCCAUUGGAGCGUGUUCGCCCUGCUGGCCACCAUGGCUUUCUGCAUCAUCUCUAUCACCGCUCUCUACCUGGUAAAUUUAGAGGAAGACUACGAAAUCCAUCCUGGCAUCAGUAACGGCAGUGUGGUUCCACCGCUGACCACAGCCUGGAGCAGCACAGUCCCCCCGACCACUCCACUCGGCCCCUGGCCCCCACAUGUGGACUUCUGUGACUUACUGUACUGUGACCAGGUGUACUGCUGCUCUCCACCAGGAGGGGGCAGCACUGACUCUAACAUAACCUCCACUGAACAAGCUCCAGCAGACAAGUUUAAUAUAACAGAAACAAGAAGAGAAAAACUUUAUCAGAAGUUGAAAAGUGCCAGAGACUGGACAAACACCACCAUCCAGACGUUCAUGAUUAAGGAGAACCAGCAGGUGAUCGACAGCAAGUACUGCCUGAGAGAUGAAUGUGGGCCGGGUCGAUACGUCUUCAGAGUUCCCAUCAGCCAGUUUGUUCCCGUCAACAUGAGAAUAACUUUACUCAUGAAUUCUACGGAGCUGCUGGUGGUUCACCUGUGCAAGUUUGAUGAGUCAACGUCCUGCUCCACUUUAAUGGAUAUAAACACAGUGACAGGGAGCAGAUACCCAUCAAACACACAGGGAGAACAUGAAUGGCCUCUUCAUGUGGCUCGACUUCAGCACAGCUCCUAUCACUUUCGCUCCUCAGUGGCGGGUCAGGCAGACUGCAGUACCAACCAUCACUUCGCGGGGGCGUUCUUCACUGACUACCACUUCCACUUCUACAGACACUGCAUGGAUUUCUGAACUCACUCUGCACAUAUUUAACAUUUACUCUGCCCACAUGAACAUCAGAAUCAUUUUAGUCCUGUGAGCAUUUUUAUUGAAACGUUCUUUAACUGAUAGAUACUUGAGUUAAGGUCCCUGUUGUUUUGUUCUUUUCUUACUCUCCUUCAUUCUCUUUAAUGCUUUAUGAGCCGCUUGAGGAGACAUAAUAUUAUCCAGAUGAAAUUACUCUGAGAUUUACUGUACAAUCACUCACCAGAGCUCUAAAUUGGAUUAACAAAUUUAAAAAUCCCGUUAAUAAAAUUCAAACACUUAUGGUUACUUAGAGAUGUUUUUCCAUGAUAAUAUAAGAUAAACAAAAAAAAUCUGAUGCAAUAAUGUACAUUUUUCAAUUCUUUUUGUAUUCGUAGAACUGUAGAGGAAUUAAAUUCUGAAAUAUAAAAGUUGGUUUGGUUGACCAGGUUAGAGUCACAUAGGGGAAAAAAAAAUCUGUGACAAACCUUCAAACUUAUCUGGAGUUUAUAAACUAAGCAGUCACAUUUUCUAUCAGUUGUGAUGACUUUUAUAAAAAUAUAACCCACUUAUGCUGUGAUGGAUUAUGUUUAUGUGUCUGUAAAUUUUGGAAAUAUUUACAAAGUUCCAGUCUUUGAUUGUUUUGAAGAUAAAGUCUGAUGUUUAUCUCAGAAUAAAGGUGAUCAUCUGUACUGGAAAGGAGUUGACAUUUUG